GCAGCAUUUUCCACCGUUCACCUCCAUCAUGGGACUGUCGCUGAAAUAAUCUCAGCAGCUCUCCAUACAGUCUUGAAAUGUGUUCAAACAGCGCCUCUGAGGAGGCGGACUGCGUCGCUGUCACAGUUUAACACGCCUCUCCGGUUUGAAGGCUUUAAAACUGACUUCCUGUCACCUCCUGCCUGCUGCUGCCGUGCCGUCUCUUUAACUGAAGGGGUCGCGGCGGAUCCUCCGCUCGCUCAUCAGGCUCCAUUCAUGAAUAAGACAACAUUUGGAGGGGGGAAACUAGCGCUGUCGUAUCUGAUUUUUCGCUCCGCGGACCGGAUGCGAGGGGCAGGCAGCAGCCUGAUGUGUUCGCCGCUGUCGGGGACGCGGCUGAGCGCGCAGGAGUGACUUCCCCCCGGCCGAGCCCCCCGCUGACGGUUGUGACUUCAUGCUGCGAGCCGUCAGCAGCCGGAGGAGGCGGAGGAGGCAGCAGCUCGUUCCAGCUCACAGUCAAAACAUGCUCGUUGCCUCGCAGAGUUUCGUGAUAUUUACGUGCUUCCGUCCAGACCGAGUCACUCUGGGUUAAAGAGCUCAUUGGUUCCGUCUUCCUUUUUUCCCCCCACUUCUUUUUUAUCCGCUCAUAAAUGAAAACGCGCCAGCGGAGCUGUGGACCUGACCUACCGAUGGGGCAGUGAGUUAUGGCAGCGAAGGAGGACCUGUACGCCAAAGUGACACCGCGAAGGCAGCGCCAGAACCGACCCAACACCAUCAAACAUGGCUCUACUUUGGACGUGCUGCUGUCCAUGGGCUUCCCCAGGAUCAGGGCGUUGACAGCUCUGGUUUCGACUGGAGGGAAAAACGUCCAGGCGGCUUGCGACUGGCUGUUCUCCCAUUUGGACGACCCUUUCCUGGAUGAGCCUCUGCCCAGAGAGUAUGUGUUGUACCUGCGGCCCAGCGGACCUCUGCUCCAGCAGCUCACUCACUUCUGGAAGCAGUCCCGCCUCACCUGCGGGAAGAACAAGGCCCACAACAUCUUCCCUCACAUCACCCUCUGCCAGUUCUUCAUGUGUGCUGAUGAGAAGGUAGAGGCUCUGACUGACGCCCUGCAGACCACCGUGGCCAAAUGGAAAGGUCGCAUCCCCAUGCCUCUGCCUCUGGAGCUCUACAUUUCCUCCAGCUUCAUCGGGCUUUUUGUGGAAGAGCAGAUGGCCGAGGUUCUGAAGAGCUUCGCUGCUGACUUUGCAACCGAGGCGACAUCUAAAGCAGGUGUGCAAGUUGAGCCCCAUAAGAAGCAGCUCCAUGUCACUAUGGCGUACCAUUUUAACGCCAGUCAUCUUCCAGUUCUGGAGAAGUUGGCUAAAAGUAUAGAGGUGACCGCAGGCUGUGAUUGGCUGGCUGUGCUCCUCUCCAGAGAUAUUCGCUUUGCUAACCACGAGACGCUUCAAGUCAUGUACCCGUAUGUGCCUCAGAACGACGACGAGCUGGAGCUGCUGCAGGGAGACUUCAUCUUCAUGUCUCCAGUGGAACAGAGCACAGCCAGCGAGGGCUGGCUGUUCGGCACUUCGCUGGGCACCGGGUUGUCCGGCCUGCUGCCUGAGAACUAUGUGAGCCGUGCCGAUGAGUCAGACACAUGGGUUGUUCAUGGGUCUCACUCCUUUCUCAACUGUGUCUCUCCAUCUACCUCUGGUAGCCCCAUGGGGGGGCUUUUAUUUGAUGGACAGCUAAAUGACAGUCUGCUUGACAGUCUUAUGGAUCCUUCCAGCCUCACUGGCCUCCUUCCACCUAUGCAGAUAUCGAGGGCGACCGCUCACUCCUCCUCGCCCAAGAUGAGGCUGUUUGUGUGUCGCCAUGGCGAGAGGAUGGACGUGGUGUUCGGCAAACACUGGGUGACCCAGUGUUUUGAUUCCAAAGGUGGAUACAUUCGUUCCAAUCUGAACAUGCCGUGCAGCCUCCCAAGCAGGAGUGGAGGUCAUCGGGACUAUGAAAAAGACUGUCCGAUCACUGUGUUUGGCUCCACACAGGCCCGUCUAGUAGGUGAAGCCCUGUUGGAAAGCCACACAACAAUAGACUUUGUUUACUGCUCUCCUUCUCUCCGCUGCAUCCAGACUGCUCAGCACAUCCUCCAAGGUCUCCAGCUGGAGGCCAAGACAAAAAUCCGCGUGGAGCCCGGUUUAUUUGAAUGGACCAAAUGGGUUUCUGGCACCAGCCUCCCGGCUUGGAUCCCACCAUCUGACCUAGUGGCCGCAAACCUGAGUGUGGACACAACAUACAAACCUCAUUAUCCUGUAAGCAAACUGACCGUGGCGGAGUCCUACGAUACCUACAUCAGCAGGAGCUUCCAAGUGACCAGAGAGAUUCUGACAGAGUGCAAAAGUCUGGGAAGCACAGUCCUGAUUGUGGCCCAUGCUUCCUCCCUGGAGGCCUGCACUCGCCAAAUACAGGGCCUCAGUCCCCAAAACUCAAAGGACUUUGUCCAAGUUGUCCGAAAGAUUCCCUACUUGGGUUUUUGUGCUUGUGAAGAAUUGGGAGAGACAGGCGUGUGGCAGCUGGUCGACCCACCCAUCUUGCCUCUGACACAUGGACCCAAUCACAGUUUCAACUGGAGGGAAAUGCUAAUGCAAGACUGAAGGAUAUGCUGUUAGACUCCCUACAUUUUGUCAGCUUAAACUGCUGAAACAUUAUUUAUUUUUUUUCCUUUUACAAUUCUAGAAUUCCACCCAAACUACCAAAAGGACAAAGAGAAACACAGAGUGGCUUCCAAUGAAAGACAUUAUG
Messenger RNA from Poeciliopsis prolifica (blackstripe livebearer), 2760 nucleotides. RefSeq names its product ubiquitin associated and SH3 domain containing Ba (gene ubash3ba). The record is from RefSeq and is a predicted model, not a curated record. The coding region runs from base 684 to 2612 and encodes 642 amino acids. The transcript is spliced from 14 exons. Lineage: Eukaryota; Metazoa; Chordata; Actinopteri; Cyprinodontiformes; Poeciliidae. Gene Ontology annotation, molecular function: protein binding.